AUGGUUGAGGUCCCCACUUGGGUGCGCAUGCGUUCCCAUUGUUCCUGGCGGCGGAACCAGGAACCAAGUCGUACAGUCGAUACAAUGGCGGUGUCGCCGAUGUAAUUUUUUGACUGACAAUCAAGUUUAUGCAAAACUCUAAACCUCGUGUUUGAAAUCGUAAAAUAUCGCCGAUUUUUCCGUUUUUGACAACGAAACAUAACAUUGCGACACGUUGUUUGUAAUACUACCAUGUGAUUGGUUUGCGUGGUGUUUGGUAAAACGCCCUUAUCGAUUUUUGGUGUUUGGUGCUGCAGGGAGACGUGUUUCGCAUGUCUCAGCUUCUCUUUGAUUUUUCUGUUGAAAGUCACCGAACGUGUUCAGUAACAUACCCCGAUGCAGUUUCGUAUUAAUGACUGUGCGUUUUCCCGUGGUGUUAAGUCGGUGGUUGUGGUGGUGAGUCAUUCCACAUGUCGAAGAUGUUUGAUGCUGGACGAAAUCUCGCAUUGAUGGCUUAUUAUCGUGUGAGGGGAGUGACUUGCGUGGGUUUUUGAUGCGUUAUUUUGCCCCAACUCGAAUUAUUUGUCGUUUGUGAUUUUUUUUCUUCUUCAUUUUGAAUUUUUCGACAAGAUGGUGUCGCGGUACGUGACCAAUGGGCCUGUCAAAGAGGGCAUAUGUUUGUUACCACCCACACAUUAUAGGAUGAUGCCACCGCAACGAACUGAUGGUUUUCAUGUACCUACCCAGCCUUAUGUGCCACAACAACAGCCCAACCAGCCGGGUAAUCAGGCUCAAACAUUGAGGGGCAUAGCACCGACAGGGCCUCCAAAUCAAGCUUCGACUCCACCGAACAACGACAUCAACAAGGUUCAAUCGGUGCCGCCGCAACAGUCGAUGAGUCACAUGUACGUAACUCCACAGCAACCAGUGCGUGGAACCCAAGGGACUUAUUACAGAUCAGGACCUCCUAGUCAACAAGCAAGGAUGCCCGCCCAGCACCGGAAUCAACAACAAAUUUAUCAAACUCCAGCAGCAACCCAAUAUGUGCCGAUGCCUGUUCCUCCUGUGUAUAUAAAUGCAAUGCCAUAUUACAACGGUCAAAGGCCGCAAGCUUUUGUACCACAAACUCCUUUGCUUUAUCAAGGAGGACAGCAUUUGCCGUCUCAAUUUACGUUUCAACCAAACCCAAAUCAACCAUCAGUACCUUUUCCUUUUUAUUCCAUACGACAGAAUCAUCCGUCACAAACAGCGACGGUUCCUCCGAAUUCCAAUCAACCUAUUCAAACUAUUAACAUAACUCAAACGCAACCUACGUUUCAAACGCGGCAAAAUAAACGUAGAGCUAAAGCAAUACCUGUUAUAGAUCCAGAUACUGGUGUUGAUCGAUUAGAUGAAGUUUACGAACAAAAUAACUCCCAUCCUCCUUCCGGUGAGUCAUCAGCGAGACAAACUCCACAACCUGUUAAUAAUGUCAAUAAAGAAAUUCAAGCCACUUUUGCGAAACAAGUAUUGCAAGUGGCGAAUAGUGAACCUAGUUUAGACGAUCAAGAAAUACACAGUAGCUCUUUAGAUCACGAAACACUCUAUCCCGGAACUGGUCAAACGUCGAAACUUGAUCAUCUCGUGCAAUCGAGUAACUUAAAGGUGCAGGCCCCAGAAUUCGUACUGAGUCCAUCGAAUACUGCCAAAGAAACACCGAUAGUUUCCGCGAUUUGUGACGCCGUCGAAGUCACAUUACCCAAUAAACAAAUGAAGGAUCGUGAAAGUCCAGCAAAAGGCCGUAAACAGAAAGAGCAACAGCAACACAAGGACUCCGUCAAAGACACUCCAAUCAGGGAAAAAGUCAGUGAUAAAGAAUCUUCCAAUGUUAAUAAAAGCGAUAAUAAAUCGAAAGAAACGUUAUUACCUAGCGCGAGUAUUGCACCAACAGUGAGUACUACUCCGGUAACGGUUACGAACAAAGACAAUAAAGAGGUUGUGACGACGCUGCAUCGUGACGAUAAAAAAAAUCAAAAGAAAGACACUAAAAAUGAUACAAACGUGCCUAACGUCGAUGUUAAUGAAAGUGCAAACGUUUCGACGAAUCAACCAGCUCAACCCGCUCAAGAUGUCUCAACAAGUGCUAAAUCGAAGAAUGCUUCACAGAGGACGAAAGAUGGACAAAAGCAGCAACAGAUCUCCGCGUCGAGUAACCAGAAACAAGCUGCUGCUGCUGCUGUUGCUGGGGCUGUCGUGCCUGCGCCCCAGCCCUCAAAACCGAACAGUAAAUCAAGUAAAAAGAAUGAACUCAAUCAAAAAGGUGCAAAUAAAGAAGGCACCGAUAUGGACGCAUUCAACGAUAACGUUCAGUUGGAUGACGUCAACGCAAAUGUUAGUAUCAAUAAUGAAAUCAAUGCAAAUUCAGUCGUAAAUAAUACGAAUAAUACGACGGUUCCUACAAGUGAUGCUAAUAAAAAGAAUCAUAAUACUGAAACUUCAACGUUUAGGACUGAAACAAAGACUUUACCUAAGAGCAAAGUUGAUAUUACUGAUAUUGUUAAGGAAAAACCGAAACCAAUCAAAUCAUUUCCACAACCAACUGAAACUCAAGACGAAAUUGAUCGAGCCACGCCGUUGAACAACGAUAAGUUGGUACAAGCGAAAAAUGAAGCAAAUACCAAAGCCAGUUCGGAGAAUAGUACAGGGACAAUCAUCGAACCGAAGCCCGCGCUACCCUACAGGGACGGUCAAUGGGCCCCAGAUAAUUUAGAUGGUAAGAAAGUCUACGAUAAAGAUUUCUUGAUGGCUUUGAGACACGACCCUGCUAGCAGAAGAAAACCUGAAAAUAUUCCUGACGUUAUAGUAGCAGAUGAACGAGGGCGUCUCAGUGAUGGAAGAUACUCAAUAGGUGGCGGGCGGACUGAUUUUGCCCCUUCGUUUAAUUACGGUGGCAAAUCUGGUUCGCAAAGAGGCCCGCCGCCUAAACGUAAUAGCCAGUCUGGUAAAGUUGGUGGAGGAGGCGGCAAAGGCAGUAAAUCUCAAAUGAUUAAAGUGUCGAUUUCUGUUCGUGAAGACGUUAAAUUGCACGAAGUAGAGAACGCAUGGAAGCCAGCUCGAUUCCAUAAGAGCGAAAAUAUGUCUGACGAGGAGCGAAAAACUGAAGAAUUGUAUAGGAAAGUUCGUGGUGUGCUCAAUAGAUUAACGCCACAAAAAUUCGAUACGUUGGUCAGUCAAGUUCGACAAUUGCAAAUCGAUACAGCUGAACGAUUACAAGGUGUGAUUGAUUUAGUUUUUGAAAAGGCUGUUGAUGAACCGAAUUUUUCGGUUGCUUAUGCACUUAUGUGUCGGGAAUUGGCUCUUAUGCAAGUACCUGCUACGAAUAGUUCUGACGAUAAAAAAGAGUUUGUCAACUUUCGGAAAUUGCUCGUUACUCGAUGUCAGAUUGAAUUUGAAAAACAAUCGCUCGAUGAAAAUGCUAGACCUCAAAAACUUAAGGAAAUUGAGGAUUGCACCGAUCCGGAAAAGAAAAAGGAGUUGACUUUUGAUUUGGAAGAGUAUGAUCGACGGUUACGCAUGAAAUCAGUUGGAAAUAUUCGCUUCAUAGGUGAGUUAUUUAAGCAGCAAAUGCUGACUGUGAACAUUAUGCUGAGAUGUUUGGACAAUUUAUUGGAAAAUGGAGAUGAAGAAAGCUUAGAGUGUUUGUGUAAAUUAUUGACAACAAUCGGUAAAGAAUUAGAGAGCAAAGAAAUUGAUUUAAAUAAGAUAUUCAAUGCCAUGAAAGAUAUUGUUGAUAAGAAGCAGGGAAAAGUUAGCAGUAGAGUUAGGUUUAUGCUACAAGACGUAAUAGAUCUUAGAAGAAGUAAGUGGAUUCCUCGUCGACAAGAUUCAAAUCCGAAGACAAUUGAUCAAAUCCAAAAAGAAGCCGAAAAUGAACAUUUAAAUAUUCAAGCCAUGAAUUCGGUUCCUGUAACACCAAGAAAAGACGAUAGAGGCAGUAGCGCUGGCGCUAACACAGAAAGAAAAAGAAGAAAUGUUUCCUCCGAUGAUGGUUGGCAAACAACUACCCGAAAUCGGACACAAUUUUCAGUCCAAAGUGAUAAAUUAAAAAAUAAACCUCUUUUUUUGCAGCCUCAAACCGACGAACCGUUGGGAAGCCGACAAAUGUUUGGUAAUUGGAGUAAAGGCUCGAAUAUUAAAACCGAAACGUCAGCUACUACUAACACUGCCAAUAUGUAUGCGGCACUCGAACAUAUCGAUACAGAAAAACGUCCUUCAGGAUCGAGGUCGAAAGACCCUUACAGUUCCAAAGGGCCGAGCUUAGAACGCUAUAAUAAGUCAUACAAUGAUGGAAGAGGAUCCAGAUCUGGUUCACAACAUCGGUCAGCUGAGAGGGAGAGUUCCUUACCCCCAGCUCAGAAACUGCCUCAGACAACGAUGCCAACUACACCAAAAGCAGCUGCACAGGUGCCUAACAUGACAGAAGAACAAUUAGAAAGACACAUGAAGAAUAAUCUAGACGAAUAUCUAAACGAUAGUUGUUCAAUUGAGGAAUACAGUCAGGAUACUCAAGCUACUGUUCCCCAAGCAUAUUUCCCUAAACUGGUGACUGACGGGUAUCAACACGUUUUAGAGAGAUCAUCGACUGCUCGAUUAAGAACAGGCAAAUUGUUUGCUGAUUUAAUUAAUAGUGGAACUCUUCCGUUGGAGGAUUAUUGUAAAGGUUUAGAAAACUUGUUGAGUGAAGUGGAUGAUUUGACCAUUGAUAUUCCAAUGAUUUGGAAUUAUUUGGGCGAGAUUUUAGUUCAUUUGAUUUGUGAAGAAGCUUUGUCUAUAAAUAGGCUACACAAGUCGUGUGAACUGAUUAUUGAACAGGGCCAUGGAGCGAAAUUAUUAGGGGCAUUAUUUAAGUUAGUUGUAAGUGAAAAGGGACCGAAUUUUCUUACUAGCUGUUGGCAAGCUUCAGGACUUAGUCUUGAAAGUUUUAUGAACCAAUCUCAGGUUGAAUCUUUUAUAAAAGAUAAUAAGUUAGAUUUUCUAUGUGGCGGUGCACCGGCAACUGUCCAAAACCAAUUAACCUACGAGCAGAUUCAUAAUAAGUUAAGGGAAUUUUAUGCGAAGAAAAUACCAUUUGAUGAUAUUGUUAAUUGGAUAACGGCUAAUGCGGGGGAUAGAGUCAAGGACGGUAAAUUUGUUAGGAUAUUGGCAACAUCGAUAUUCGAUCAUGCGAUAGUGCGUCAUCGAUUGGUUGUUGAAAACUUGAAAGCCAACUACAAGUUGUUGCAAAAAUACGUUGAUAAUAAGCCAGAAUAUGAGUUGCAGUGUCUUUAUGCGUUGCAAGCGUUGAUUCAAAAGCUGGAACAUCCAAAAGGUCUUCUCUUGACUAUUUGUAACCAGUUGUACGAAGACGCCAUUAUUUCUCAAGACAGUUUUAUUGCUUGGGAAGCUAGUACUGAUCCUGCUGAGAAGGAUGGCAAAGGUGUGGCACUAAUGCAGUUGACUAGUUUCUUCACUCAGCUGAAGGAGAAUGAAGAAGAGUCAGGUUCGUCGUCAGAUGAGACCUAGCAGUUAGCAGUCCCUUUUGUGAUGCUGGCGUCCUCUUAGACCUAAUAAAUUAUUAAAAACAUUUAAGUGAAUUGCAGUGACUCUUAAAAAGCUAGUUAAAAAAUUUUUACAAUUGUUUAUAUUAUACAUAAUAUAUAUUAUACAUAUUUCAUAAAUAUAUGUUGCGAAACGUGUGAAGCACAGACUAACAGUUAAAAUUAAAGUGCGGGAAUAAACGUUCAAGUUAUCAAGUGCCCUCUAAUCAAUUGGAAUAAAGACAAAAAAAAUUUAAGUGAUAAAAACGGACGAAACGUGAACAAUAGUGGAAGAGCGUGGGCUCAGCUGGCCUCAGAUCCUGUUUUAUACUGUAUAUUUGUCUUUAUUAUUUAUAUAUAUUUUAUAUUGUUUAUUUGGUAACAUUUUAUUGUUUAUAGUGACGUCGUUAUUUUAUUAAUUAUGCGCAUAUGGAGUUGCUUGAUUCAUUUCGGCUGGGCCCGGUAAUUAUUAAAUUACACGUCAUUGUAAGCGAUUGAUCGUGAUGUUUACUUUUGUUAUAAAUUAAUUUGUUAUAUAUCAUGAUUUCUUACUGUUAAGUUAUAUAUACAUAUGAUAGGUAUAAUUGUUCUGUAUAAUAAAUAUGCAGCUGCACACUCCAGUUUUAGAUUUAUUUUUAAAAUAAAUUUUUAUUUUUUUCGUGUUACAACAAAUCUGAAACUGCUUUGAGCGACUGUUACUAGUCAGAAAAGUUAUUUUCUAAGAAAUAUUGUAUAUAUUUUCCGACAAAACAUAUACAGUAUUUUUCUGACUGAUUGUGUACAUAACUUCCUACGGUUGAUUACCCAGUUAUAUUCAACCGAACUCUUUAUUUUAGAAAUAACUUCGUUUUCAAGCCACGACUUGCUUUCUGAAGCAACCUGGCUUGGAAAUUCGAGACAUCUUUUUUACUGCUGUGUAACCAGUAAUUAUUUUGUGAGCGAAAUUGAGAGCUGGUUUCCUCAGUGAAGUUAUCAACUAUUAAACUUAGCGGUCAGGGAUCGAUGAGGAAAUUGUUUAAUUAUGGUUGGUUUAUGAAAAAUAUACAUAAGUGUGUUAAAUUAUCAAGACAGACUCUGCCAAACUGUUAAUAACAUUUAUAAAACGAUGCUAAACCUAGGCAACUGACAUAAUAAAUGAGCAAAAUACCAACACA
Molecule: messenger RNA, 6688 nt
Organism: Tribolium madens (black flour beetle)
Lineage: Eukaryota; Metazoa; Arthropoda; Insecta; Coleoptera; Tenebrionidae
Product: eukaryotic translation initiation factor 4 gamma 1-like
Exons: 22
Coding region: 610-5520 (1636 amino acids)
Cellular component (GO): eukaryotic translation initiation factor 4F complex
Molecular function (GO): translation initiation factor activity; protein binding; mRNA binding
Source: RefSeq, a predicted model, not a curated record